This is a messenger RNA of Pristis pectinata (smalltooth sawfish), 1230 nucleotides long. It is a transcript of the gene foxg1a, whose product is annotated as forkhead box G1a. Gene Ontology annotation, cellular component: nucleus. The record is from RefSeq and is a predicted model, not a curated record. NCBI's taxonomy places the organism in Eukaryota, Metazoa, Chordata, Chondrichthyes, Rhinopristiformes, Pristidae. Gene Ontology annotation, biological process: regulation of transcription by RNA polymerase II. The transcript has a single exon. Bases 1 to 1230 code for a protein of 409 amino acids. Gene Ontology annotation, molecular function: DNA-binding transcription factor activity; sequence-specific double-stranded DNA binding.
AUGUUGGACAUGGGAGAUAAGAAAGAAGUGAAAAUGAUUCCCAAAUCAUCGUUCAGCAUAAACAGCCUGGUGCCCGAAGCGGUUCAGAGUGACACCCGUCACCGAGCUGCCCCCGAAGACGAGGACAAAAACAUCCUGCCAGCCGUGGAGUCCAAGUCUGAAAACCUGCUCGGCAAAAGUGACGGCACCUCGGCCGAGCCGCCCUGCGCCGAAGACAAGGACAAGCAGGAGGAGAAGAAGGCCGAGGGCAAGGAAGGCGACGGCGCGAAGGAAGGGGAGAAGAAAAAUGGCAAAUACGAGAAGCCACCGUUCAGUUAUAACGCCCUGAUCAUGAUGGCAAUCCGGCAGAGCCCGGAGAAGCGGCUGACGCUGAAUGGCAUCUACGAGUUCAUCAUGAAGAAUUUCCCCUACUACAGGGAGAACAAGCAAGGCUGGCAGAACUCGAUCAGGCACAACUUGAGCCUCAACAAAUGUUUCGUGAAAGUUCCUCGGCACUACGAUGAUCCCGGGAAGGGAAACUACUGGAUGCUGGAUCCGUCUAGUGACGACGUCUUUAUAGGUGGCACCACGGGCAAACUUCGCAGGAGAUCCACCACAUCAAGAGCAAAGUUGGCUUUCAAGCGGGGAGCGCGCCUCACCUCGACCGGACUGACAUUUAUGGAUCGGGCAGGUUCCUUAUAUUGGCCUGUUUCACCAUUCCUGUCCCUCCAUCACCCCCGAGCCAGCAGUACACUAAGCUAUAAUGGAACCACCUCACCUUACCCCAGCCACCCGAUGUCCUACAGCUCGGUGUUAACUCAGAACUCUCUGGCAAACAAUCACUCAUUUCCAACAUCCAAUGGGUUAAGUGUAGACAGACUUGUGAACGGAGAGAUCCCUUAUGCCACUCAUCACCUCACGGCCGCGGCCGCCUUGGCUGCCUCGGUGCCGUGUGGUCUGUCAGUUCCGUGCUCGGGUACUUACUCGUUAAACCCCUGCUCGGUGAAUCUGCUGGCAGGACAGACAAGUUACUUUUUCCCUCAUGUUCCUCACCCUUCAAUGACUUCUCAAAGCAGCACUUCAAUGACGGCCAGGACAGCGUCCUCGACGUCUCCACAGGCGCCUUCAACUCUCCCCUGUGAAUCUCUAAGACCUUCUUUGCCAAGUUUCUCCACGGGACUUUCAGGAGGACUUUCUGAUUACUUCACGCAUCAAAACCAGGGGCCCUCUUCAAACCCUCUAAUACACUAA